AUGUACAAGAAAUACUGUCAAGGAAAACAAUACUACAAUAUCAAUAACGAGCCAACAAUAGCUAUUGAUGAAAAAAUGGACUUCCAAAAAUAUGUUGCUCCUCAAGAAAUUUGUUCGGACGGAAUGGCCGCAAUUCCUGGAUCCCAGAAGUGUCUUAAAUACAAAUACAUAGGUGAUGAUCAAAUAGAAUUCUCUGAUGAAAAUGAUAACAAAUUAAUUUGCUCUAAAACUACAAGUACAGAGCAAGAUUUCGUUAUUGGCUCAACAGCUGUUAAUUGUCCGCCAUUUGAAAGGUUCAAACGUUCAAUCGCUUUAGAUUCAUCUCAUUUCUUAAACGAUCCUUUUGGUGAUGAACCAACUAAAUACUCAGAAUGGGACAAAGAUUACGUAAGUCGCGAUCCAAUUAAACUUUCUCCUUGGGAUCCAUCGAAAUUCAUUAAUCCUGUUCCUGGAGGAGACACAGAAGGCGGAAACACCCAAAACCAAACAGAUCCAGAUCACGGAAAUGAAAAACCAGAUACUAAACCUGAAGAAAGUAAAGAAACAAAAACAGAAGAAAAUUCAGAAACGAAAACAGAGGAAACUACAAAAAAAGAAGAAACUACAGAGGAUGAACAACAGGCUGAAAGGAUGAAGAAGCUCAAAAUAGGUUUAGGUGCUGGAAUUCCUAUAUUUAUAGUUGUCUGUUGUCUUUGUGUUCUCGCAUUUUUCCUUAUAAAGAAACACGUCGGAUAUCAGAAACAAGUUGCAGAUACAGAACCCGGAGAUAACGAUGCUGAUCUCUAA
Messenger RNA from Trichomonas vaginalis G3, 786 nucleotides. Its product is annotated as regulation of choline O-acetyltransferase protein. NCBI's taxonomy places the organism in Eukaryota, Parabasalia, Trichomonadida, Trichomonadidae. Bases 1 to 786 code for a protein of 261 amino acids. The record is from RefSeq and is a predicted model, not a curated record. The transcript has a single exon.